This is a messenger RNA of Diospyros lotus (date-plum), 347 nucleotides long. Its product is annotated as low temperature-induced protein lt101.2-like. The record is from RefSeq and is a predicted model, not a curated record. Bases 120 to 284 code for a protein of 54 amino acids. The transcript is spliced from 2 exons. Gene Ontology annotation, cellular component: membrane. NCBI's taxonomy places the organism in Eukaryota, Viridiplantae, Streptophyta, Magnoliopsida, Ericales, Ebenaceae.
UCUCCCUAUCUCUCUCUCCUUCUCUCUUCCCCUAUCUCUCUUCUCAAUUUGAUUUGAUAUCGGAUUUGAGAGCGAAAAGCAUCUAAACCUGAAGAUCCAUAUCCAUCAAAAGAAGAAGAAUGGGUUCAGAGACCUUUCUGGAAGUGAUAUUAGCAGUUCUGCUUCCUCCGGCCGGCGUCUUCCUCCGUUAUGGCCUCGCUGUGGAAUUUUGGAUUGAUUUGCUGCUGACAUUUUUGGGAUACAUACCGGGAGUUAUAUACGCAAUUUACGUGCUGGUUGGAUGAUAAAGAUGAUGAUGGUGGUGGUGGUGAUGAUGAUGAGUUUUUAACAGCUUAUAAUUAAUUCAU